This is a messenger RNA of Botrytis sinoallii, 1572 nucleotides long. RefSeq lists its product as uncharacterized. Gene Ontology annotation, molecular function: transmembrane transporter activity. NCBI's taxonomy places the organism in Eukaryota, Fungi, Ascomycota, Leotiomycetes, Helotiales, Sclerotiniaceae. Bases 1 to 1572 code for a protein of 523 amino acids. The transcript is spliced from 5 exons. The record is from RefSeq and is a predicted model, not a curated record. Gene Ontology annotation, biological process: transmembrane transport.
AUGCCAUCAAAAAUCCUUAAAGAUGCGUCAUGGAAUGCCGUCGCUGUCCAAGUGAAGCUCAAUAGGAAAGAAACUGCGAGAUGCUUCAAUGCUUACGCCCGUAUCGUCCGCAUCCCUGGACGCUUGGCGCUUACGGCCGAACAACAUCUGCUGCUCGUCUGUCUAUGUAUCAGUCUAUGUUCCGGUCUUUUCCUUGCGCUGCUCGAUACCAGUAUCGUAGCAACAGCUCUUUACACCAUUGGUGUUGAAUUCAAUUCUCUCAACUCUGUUUCAUGGAUAGCUCUCGCAUAUACCCUAUCCUAUUUGGGCUGUGCUGUUUUAUUCGCACGAAUUGGUGAUAUUGCUGGUCGAAAGAAUGCAUAUAUUGCAGCAUUCAUUAUAUUCUUCGCAUUCUCAAUUGCAUGCGGGUUUGCGCAAACACUCAACCAACUUAUUGCAUUCGGAGCUUUGCAAGGCAUAGGCGGUUCGGGUCUUUAUUCUCUGACAAUGGUCAUCUUCCCUGAAAUCAGUCCCCCGGGAAUGAGGAGAUGGAUUGGAAGUUUGGCUGGCGCAGUGGUUGCAAUGAGCGGAGUGCUUGGUCCGGUCAUCGGAGGUAUCAUUACCCAGUACACAAGUUGGAGAUGGAUAUUUUGGAUAGAUGCACCAAUCGGAAUCGUGCCUUUAAUAUUAUUCUAUCUCGUCUGGCCAAAUGAAAAUCAACUUCAUCAAUCCAAACGUAGACCUCUUCGGCAACUUGAUCUUGUCGGGGCAUGUAUUUUGAUCAUAGCUUCUAUCCUUUUCGUCUUUGCAUUCCAAGAAGCAGGUCUCAAGACAAAUUCUUGGAAUAAACCACUAUUCCUGAUACCCGUAAUAGUGGGAAUAGUCUUUUGGAUCUUACUAUUCGCUUGGGAAUUCAUAGUGCAGAGAAAAUGGGAAGAAAAGCUCGCAACGAUGUUCCCAUGGAGACUCAUCAAGAACAGAGUCUACAUGUUCGGUUUGUCCACGACUUUACUCAUGGGAUUUCCUUACUUUGUGGUAAUUUAUAGCUUGCCGCUACAAUUCCAAGUUGUGAAUGGGAAGAGUCCGUUAACCGCAGGACUGGGACUAUUAUCUAUGUUAAGAUCAACAGCUAUAGCGAGUUUUCUCGGUGGAAUGCUUAAUGGAACGAAAAACAGAGUAUUUUUGACUCUACUCGUGGGAUCUGGACUGAGUGUUAUAGGCACUAGUUCGCUAUCUACAUUAGCGAAUACUGAAUACGUGGAAGCUAAGACCUAUGGCUUUUUAGUAUUUGUUGGGCUAGGGUUUGGAUUGACAGUAUCUACAGUAUCGAUGCUAUCAAACUACGAAUCAUCCAUCCGCGACCACGCGGUCGUACAAGGCAUCACAUCGCAAGCACGUAUUCUAGGCGGCAGCAUAGGAAUAGCAGCCAGUACCGCUAUUCUCAGUUUAGCACAACAAACACAAUUAAAUGGCAUCGUGAGUCCGGAACAACUUGCUUCAUUAGAGUCUUCGGCAAAGACAAUGACAUAUGCGCAACUCCAUGCAGUGGGACAAGCUUACUCAGAUUCUUUUAGCGAGGAUAUGAUAGUAUAG